AGAGAAAGCCAUACUUGAAAACCCUUGCUUUUUGCAGCUUCCAUUGCUUGCUAAAUCCUACCAUCUUAACGUUUUAUUUUACAUACAUGCGUAUCUAUGUAUUACAUAUACAACAUGAUAAAAUGACCAUGAAAAAUGUGUUUCUAAUGCUUGUCGCAGCGGUUGUAUUCCUUGCGAUCCUUGAAGUUAAUGCAAGUAGGUCAAUUUUGGAAGAGAGUACGGUCUUUUCCACAGGUCAUUAUGGCUUGGAUAAGAGUGACACACUUCCCCUUGAAGCUAAGGAAGCUAUGAGCACAAUGAAUGCAAAGGAGGAUAGUGGAACUGACAUGAUUGAGAGCUAUGGAGAAGAGAGAGACUCGUCCACGAACACUCACCAUUACUUUUCUUGUGCUAAACAAUCCGACUGUAACAGUGAAAUUCAUACCUAAAAGAUGGUCAUAACGUCACUGGUGGUGAUCGGCAAUUGUAAAUUAACGCGCAUGAUAUAGGAACCGUAUAGCCCUAACUCCUAAGUGUGUACAUGAUGAUCAAGAAGCUUUUGGUUCAA
Messenger RNA from Cynara cardunculus var. scolymus (artichoke), 547 nucleotides. RefSeq lists its product as uncharacterized. The transcript is spliced from 2 exons. The coding region runs from base 87 to 428 and encodes 113 amino acids. The record is from RefSeq and is a predicted model, not a curated record. NCBI's taxonomy places the organism in Eukaryota, Viridiplantae, Streptophyta, Magnoliopsida, Asterales, Asteraceae.